This is a messenger RNA of Colletotrichum destructivum, 1290 nucleotides long. Its product is annotated as Putative SET domain-containing protein. The transcript is spliced from 2 exons. Bases 1 to 1290 code for a protein of 429 amino acids. Lineage: Eukaryota; Fungi; Ascomycota; Sordariomycetes; Glomerellales; Glomerellaceae. Gene Ontology annotation, molecular function: protein binding. The record is from RefSeq and is a predicted model, not a curated record.
AUGUAUCCUGGCAGACUUUUUGCUGUCCUGACUUGCGUUGGACAAGUAUGUUGCAGUGGUCUGGCCACACUUCAUGCACGAUUCGGUGGAAAUGCCGGAGAAGAACUUGCCAUCGUCAGGGACGAUACAGGAACAUGUCCUCUUCCCCAUGGACAUCUUAACUUGGAUCUUCUUAGCUCUCAGCAUAAUGCCUCAUUUGAUCAUCAAUCAACCUGUAUCUGGUCAGACAACCAUCAACAGCAAUAUUGCGUGUUUGCAGAUCCGCACUUUAAUUAUGAAAAGGGCAUUUCUGUCAUAACAACCCCGGAGCGCGCUCAAUACAUUUCAAAAACCAUUGCGGCUGUAUCGAAUCAUACCAAAUUUCCUGCCGAGUCGUUAUUCAGAACAAGACCUAGCGGAACGAAAGGUCGAGGCAUAUUUGCAACAGAAUACAUACCUGCAGGCAGUCUCAUCACUCAAGAGCCACCUAUCAUCUUUAUAGACCGCAAUUACAUGGAGGUAGUCUCGUCUGAGGAAGUUCGAACCGCAAUUCAGACAUUGGCUGUGGAGAAGUUGCCAAGAACCACACGUCAGAUCUUUCACGAGCUCUACGCAGGACCAUACGAAGAGAGCUUGACGCAACGAAUGUGGACAAAUGGCUAUAUUGCUUCUGGCGGGCCUGUACCGCAGUGGCCAGGCUUGGACAAUGAAUCAGAUCUUGGCAUGAUUGCGGUGCAUGCAAACAUAUCUAAGAUCAACCAUAGCUGUCGACCAAAUGCGGCAUCCCAGUGGGACUGGGAUGUACUUGCACAUAGGCUAUAUGCAGCCCGUGAUAUCGCUGCCAACGAAGAAAUCACUAUAUCGUACCUUAAUCCUAUCCAGACUCUUCAGGACCGACAGGAAUACUCGAAAAAUAAACUCGGCUUUAAAUGUGCUUGCAGUCAAUGCAAAGCCUCAAGCAAGUCUGCUGACUUGUCCGACGAUCGAAUUAAUGAAAUUUUACUGUUGGAAAGCUACUUGGAAAGUCGACAAAUUGCCCCAGCAGAGCCAACAGCAAUGGCUGAAUUGCUAGUGAGUCUGUAUAAACAAGAGGGUCUACACACCUUUAUUUGCAAGGCGUACGCAAUUGUGGCACGGGAGUGGAACGGCGCAGGAUACGAGUACCAAGCACGCCAGUGGGCUUAUGAAAGUGUCAUGGCUGGUCUGAUAGCUGGUUCAGAGACAGGUAUGGAAGAGUAUGUGAACGACAUGGAAGCACUACUUGAUGGGUCACGAAAACACUGGUCUUGGAGAUACCGCGUACACAGGUAG